AUGUGCAAGCACAUUCCCAACGCCCAGGUUUCCUUCCAGACGCCAUGUUGCAAUCGAUGGUUCGAUUGUGGUGAAUGUCACUUCGAGUUGAGCGAUCACCGACAACAACCGGCCGCAGAAAUGGCUUUCGUUUGCAAGCAAUGCCGCAACCCUUUUCGGAAAGACUUGACAGCUUUCGAUGAAGAAGACGAAAGCUGUCCACAUUGCGGGAAUGGACUCGUUCAGCCAGUUGCCGAUUUACGAGCAGCAACUCCAGCUGAAGCGAAUCACCGCAACGAGUUGGUCGUAGAGAGAGCGAUGCCAUAG
This is a messenger RNA of Phytophthora infestans T30-4, 306 nucleotides long. RefSeq lists its product as uncharacterized. Lineage: Eukaryota; Oomycota; Peronosporomycetes; Peronosporales; Peronosporaceae. Gene Ontology annotation, biological process: protein import into mitochondrial intermembrane space. Gene Ontology annotation, cellular component: mitochondrial intermembrane space. The transcript is spliced from 2 exons. The record is from RefSeq and is a predicted model, not a curated record. Gene Ontology annotation, molecular function: zinc ion binding. Bases 1 to 306 code for a protein of 101 amino acids.